AUGCUUGAUGAAGGAGAAUACAGAUGUGAAGCUGUUAGUGAGAAGUGUAACAAUGGCAACCAAACCACUUUCAUCUCAGUGCAUUGUAAGGCUUCAUAUAGAGUUACUAUGAGUUAUCAAUUGUGUUAUCAAUUUUUUUCUUCGCUCAAUGAGAGUAAUUGGUUUUUAUAAAAAGCCAUGUUUCUCUAGAAAUAUUGACGAACAAGUAAAUUUUGAUUUUCUAAAGUAACUCCCUUCAUGUAACAACUAUUAUCUGAUAGGUUAGGUUGCCAAAUAGAAACAGCUUUUAAAAAUUACUUCAAACAACCAAGAUUUUUUUAUUUCAGAAUUUUUGAAAUGGAUUGUUCUACAAACAGUCUUUUAUUCAAGGCAUGUAAUAAUUUUAAAAAACAAACAAACCGAAAACAAAAGAAAUUGCAAAAAGAAUAAUAAAACAACUGGAAAAAGACAAUAAUAAUAAUAAUAAUAAUAAUAAUAAUAAUAAUAAAAAGAAAACCACAAGAGCUGAAAGGUUGUAGGGAAAACGAAGACCCUCAAAAGCUUAGACUUAAGACUUAAGACUUAAGACCCGAAAACGAAGGCUCCUCUAUUUUUUUAAUUUAAUAUGAUUUUUUUUUGCUUUUUGGCCGGAAAUAUCCAACUUCGCUUUUAAUCUUUGUAACAGUGAUAAAGCCGAAUGCAAUUAAACACCGGUUUUAUGUUAAAUGCAUGCCAACUUUGAAGAGAGCGUGCAAGCUCUCCAGCUCCCCUGGUUUGUUCGAAAUUCGCUUGUUGUAAAGAUUGCUGUUAGUAAAACAUCACUUUUUGCCUUGUGUGAAUUCUUGGACCAUAUUAAUUACUUCUGAAUCCAUUUGUGAUGUGUUCUCCAUGACCUAUUCGCAAAGGUGUUAGUGUGUGGUCGCCAACUCGGAUUUGAAAUUUUCAGGAUUUAUCUACAUAGCUCUAUUAAAUUCUGUGUAUCAACUCCUUUGAAACUUGUAUGAAAAAAGAAUUGCUGCUGGUUUAAAUUGCGUUUGUUAAAUUCCAUGUGAAUGGGCAGGACUCGGAUAUUGAAAUGAAAACUUUUCGGAGCUUUCUUUUGCACAGCCGUUUCUCUGACAUGACUUUAAACUUAAAUCCAACAAAAUGCUACACAGGCUUUUUUAUAGGCUCAUUCUGAACGUAAGUGUGGAAUUUUGAACAAGCACGGUUGAUCUUAUCUUCUAGGAUUCGGACGAUCGAGCACAGGCUAUAAUCGAUGCUAGAAUCCAUUGAGCUUUAUUUCGAGAUCCGCCGUCCCAGCUACGAUAUCUUUUCCUCUAGAUUUCGUUCGGCUUUGCUUCUGUUGGGAAAAGUCCCAUAACAGAACCACACUCUAGGAUGAAGGUCGUUUAAGAAUCAUCAAGGAAACAAGAAUCCAACAGUUCUCACACGAUUUUCACUGGCAGUUAGUUCGAUGGGAACAAAUGAACGGAAUUAAGGGAACACAUGUAAAACCGGUGUUUAAGUGUAUGCCUUAUCGCCAUUAGAAAAAUUAAAAACAGAGCUGGAUAUUUCCAGCGAGGAACUAUAACAAGAUCAUGUUAAAGAAAAUAAAGGGGUCUUCGUUUUCGGGUGCUUGUUUUCGGGUAUUCGUUGUUGGGUCUUAGGUCUUAGCUUUUAAGGUCUUCGUUUUCGCCACAACCAGGGCCGGAAUUCAUUUGACACCAGUUGUUCAAAAGGUUACUUUUAUUUAACUUGUUGGCAGUUAAUAAAAUUGAAAUUGACAAUCAAAAACAAUUUGGCAAGUGGUCUGAGGCUGUACGAUUUGAAUUUGUCACAAUCUCUUUAUUGUCAGUGUGCAAUUAAUUUUCAGUUGAACAGGAAAGAAAGAUAUUUUACUUUGAACAUUUGUAUUCCUUUCUCAGACAAACCAAAGAAUGUCACUUUGAAAAUAACAAGGACCAACGUCUGUAUAGAGUCUGCAGUUACCUUUAAAUGUGAGGCAAGAGCCAAUCCAGAAGUCGAAUACUAUCAGUUGUAUGAAAACAGUGCCCUAAUUGCUAAUGAAAGCAAAUAUGGAAUCUGGAACAAGAAGAUGUCGAAAGAAGGGGAAUUCAGUUACACUUGUGAGGCGAAAAAUCUUAUAGGAAUCUGGAAAAGUAGUUCCGUCAAUGUCACUGUUAGUGGUAAGUCUUGUUGAUAGAAUUAGUUUUUUUACAUCUCACCCAAAUCAUACAGUCUAGUGAUAUCUAAUUUUUGUAUAUACUCAGUAGAGUUGGUGUAAUGCAUACACGGCAAUAGUUACAUGUACUUUUGUUUGGAAUUGAUCUAACGCUUCGAUGAUUUUCUUUAUUCUUUUGUGCAGCUCAUCCUACCAUAUUGAGUAUCAAUAAUCCUAGUGCCUUUGAAGGCAGUGACUCGACUCUUUUCUGUAAUGUAUCUGGUUUCUCCACGACCGUCAGCUGGAAAAAUGUACGAAGUAAAGAGGAAAGGAGAGCCAGGAACUGGAUUUUUCGAAAUAUUACCAGAUUUGAUAAUGGGAACUAUACAUGUUAUGCCAACAAU
Molecule: messenger RNA, 2526 nt
Organism: Pocillopora meandrina
Lineage: Eukaryota; Metazoa; Cnidaria; Anthozoa; Scleractinia; Pocilloporidae
Source: the annotation of a GenBank genome assembly